This is a messenger RNA of Podarcis muralis (Common wall lizard), 11809 nucleotides long. RefSeq names its product myosin-4-like. Gene Ontology annotation, cellular component: cytoplasm; myosin filament; myosin II complex. The record is from RefSeq and is a predicted model, not a curated record. Gene Ontology annotation, biological process: muscle contraction. NCBI's taxonomy places the organism in Eukaryota, Metazoa, Chordata, Lepidosauria, Squamata, Lacertidae. Gene Ontology annotation, molecular function: ATP binding; actin filament binding; microfilament motor activity.
CUUUUUGUUUUGCAGUACUGGCCGGUGCUGAGCCUGAGCACUAUUCAUUUCGUAUACCAGGAGUGUUCUCUGCUAAACUGCAGCCAUGUCUUCGGACUCAGAAAUGGCAGCCUUCGGGCCAGCUGCCCCUUUUCUCCGAAAGUCAGAAAAGGAGAGAAUUGAGGCUCAAAACAAGCCAUUUGAUGCCAAAACAUCAGUUUUUGUGGUGGAUCCUAAGAUCUCCUUUGCAAAAGGUGUUGUCCAGAGCAAGGAGGCAGGGAAAGUCACAGUCAAGAAAGAAGGUGGAGACACUGUGACAGUUAAGGAUGACCAAGUCUUUCCUAUGAAUCCUCCCAAAUUUGAUAAAAUUGAGGACAUGGCCAUGAUGACCCACCUCCAUGAACCAGCUGUGCUGUAUAACCUCAAAGAGCGUUAUGCAGCCUGGAUGAUCUAUACCUAUUCAGGUCUCUUCUGUGUCACUGUCAAUCCCUACAAGUGGCUGCCAGUAUAUAAUCCUGAGGUGGUAAAUGCCUACAGAGGCAAAAAGCGUCAAGAGGCCCCUCCUCACAUCUUCUCCAUCUCUGACAAUGCCUAUCAGUUCAUGUUAACUGAUCGUGAGAACCAGUCCAUUCUAAUCACUGGAGAAUCUGGUGCUGGAAAGACUGUGAACACAAAACGUGUCAUCCAAUAUUUUGCAACAAUUGCUGCAGCUACUGAUAAGAAGAAGGAAGAACCACAGCAAGCAAGCAAGCUAAAGGGAACCCUUGAAGAUCAAAUUAUCAGUGCCAACCCUUUGCUGGAGGCUUUUGGGAAUGCCAAGACUGUGAGGAAUGACAACUCUUCCCGUUUUGGUAAAUUCAUCAGAAUUCACUUUGCUGCUACAGGAAAACUGGCUUCUGCAGACAUUGAGACAUAUCUCCUGGAGAAGUCCAGAGUUACUUUCCAGCUGAAAGCUGAAAGAAGCUACCACAUCUUUUAUCAGAUCACGUCCAACAAGAAGCCAGAACUGAUUGAGAUGCUUCUGAUUACUACCAACCCAUAUGACUUUCACUUUGUGAGUCAGGGUGAGAUCAGUGUUGCCAGUAUCAAUGAUCAAGAAGAGUUGAUGGCAACUGAUGAAGCCAUUGACAUCCUGGGUUUCACUGCUGAGGAAAAGACAGCCAUUUACAAGCUAACUGGAGCUGUAAUGCACUAUGGGAACAUGAAGUUCAAGCAGAAGCAACGUGAGGAACAAGCUGAGCCAGAUGGCACUGAAGUUGCUGACAAGGCUGCCUACCUCAUGAACCUCAAUUCAGCAGAUCUGCUGAAAGCUUUGUGCUACCCCCGCGUCAAGGUCGGCAAUGAAUAUGUCACCAAAGGCCAAACUGUCCAGCAGGUGUACAAUAAUGUAGGUGCUCUUGCAAAAGCAGUCUAUGAAAAGAUGUUCUUGUGGAUGGUUAUUCGUAUUAACCAGCAGCUGGAUACCAAGCAAGCAAGACAAUACUUCAUUGGUGUGCUGGACAUUGCAGGCUUUGAGAUUUUUGAUUACAACAGCCUGGAGCAGCUGUGCAUCAAUUUCACUAAUGAGAAACUGCAACAGUUUUUCAACCAUCACAUGUUUGUGCUGGAGCAAGAAGAGUACAAGAAAGAAGGAAUUGAAUGGGAGUUCAUUGACUUUGGAAUGGAUCUGGCUGCCUGCAUUGAACUCAUUGAGAAGCCAAUGGGCAUUUUCUCCAUUCUGGAAGAAGAGUGCAUGUUUCCUAAGGCAACCGACACUUCUUUCAAGAACAAGCUCUAUGACCAGCAUCUUGGAAAAUCUGCUAAUUUCCAGAAACCUAAGCCUGUCAAAGGCAAGGCUGAAGCCCACUUUGCUCUGGUGCACUAUGCUGGCACGGUGGACUACAAUAUUACUGGCUGGCUGGAGAAGAACAAAGACCCAUUGAAUGAUACGGUGGUGGGUCUGUAUCAGAAAUCAUCCAUGAAGACUCUAGCUUUCCUGUUUGCUGAUCGUCCCGUAGAUGCUGAUGGUGGCGGCAGUGGUGGCAAGAAAGCUGCUAAGAAGAAGGGGUCUUCCUUCCAGACUGUGUCUGCUCUUUUCAGGGAGAACUUAAACAAACUGAUGUCCAAUCUGAGAAGCACUCAUCCCCACUUUGUGCGCUGCAUUAUUCCCAAUGAAACAAAAACACCUGGUGCAAUGGAACAUGAACUUGUACUGCAUCAACUGAGGUGUAAUGGUGUGCUGGAAGGCAUCCGCAUUUGCCGAAAGGGAUUCCCUAGUAGGAUCGUUUAUGCUGAUUUCAAACAGAGAUACAAGGUUUUAAAUGCAAGUGCAAUUCCAGAAGGCCAGUUCAUUGAUAGCAAGAAAGCAUCUGAAAAGCUUCUUGGAUCUAUUGAUAUUGACCACACCCAGUAUAGAUUUGGACAUACCAAGGUGUUCUUCAAAGCUGGCCUUUUGGGUCUUCUGGAAGAGAUGAGAGACGACAAGCUGGCUCAUCUGAUAACACGUACACAGGCUAUGUGUCGUGGUUUCUUAGCAAGGACAGAGUACCAGAAAAUGUUGGAAAGGAGAGAGGCCAUCUUUACUAUUCAAUACAAUGUCCGUUCAUUCAUGAACGUCAAGCACUGGCCCUGGAUGAAGUUAUAUUUCAAGAUCAAGCCCUUGCUAAAGAGUGCUGAAUCAGAGAAAGAGAUGGCCACCAUGAAAGAAGAGUUUCAGAAAACUAAAGAAGAGCUUGCCAAGUCAGAGGCAAAACGAAAGGAACUUGAAGAAAAAAUGGUGUCUCUGAUCCAAGAGAAGAAUGACUUGCAGCUCCAAGUCCAGUCUGAAGCUGAUGGCUUGGCAGAUGCUGAGGAGAGAUGUGACCAGCUGAUCAAAACCAAAAUUCAGCUGGAAGCUAAAAUUAAGGAGCUGACUGAACGGGCAGAGGAUGAGGAGGAAAUGAAUGCUGAGCUGACAGCCAAAAAGAGGAAACUGGAAGAUGAAUGCUCAGAGCUGAAGAAAGACAUUGAUGAUCUGGAGUUAACACUGGCCAAGGUGGAAAAGGAGAAGCAUGCCACAGAAAACAAGGUGAAAAAUCUCACUGAAGAGAUGGCAGUCUUGGAUGAGACCAUUGCCAAAUUGACCAAGGAAAAGAAAGCCCUCCAAGAGGCCCAUCAACAGACCUUGGAUGACCUGCAGGCAGAGGAGGACAAAGUCAAUACUCUGACCAAAGCAAAGACCAAGCUGGAGCAGCAAGUGGACGAUCUUGAAGGGUCCCUGGAGCAAGAAAAGAAGAUACGCAUGGACCUGGAGAGAGCCAAGAGGAAGCUUGAAGGUGAUCUGAAGCUGUCCCAAGAAUCCUUAAUGGAUUUGGAAAAUGAUAAGCAGCAGAUGGAUGAAAAGCUGAAGAAGAAAGAAUUUGAAAUCAGCCAGUUCCAAAGCAAAAUUGAAGAUGAGCAGGCCUUGGGCUUACAACUUCAGAAGAAGAUAAAGGAGUUACAGGCUCGUAUUGAGGAACUGGAGGAGGAGAUUGAGGCUGAGCGUGCAUCUCGGGCCAAAGCAGAGAAGCAGCGGGCUGAUCUCUCCAGAGAACUUGAAGAGAUCAGUGAACGUCUGGAGGAAGCUGGUGGGGCAACCGCAGCUCAGAUUGAGAUGAACAAGAAACGUGAGGCAGAAUUCCAGAAAAUGCGCAGGGACCUUGAAGAGGCCACUCUGCAACAUGAAGCCACAACAGCUGCUCUCCGCAAGAAGCAUGCAGACAGUGCAGCUGAACUUGGGGAACAAAUUGAUAACCUGCAACGUGUGAAACAGAAGCUAGAGAAGGAGAAGAGUGAGCUGAAGAUGGAGAUUGAUGACCUUGCUAGUAAUUUGGAAUCUGUCUCCAAAGGCAAGGCUAAUUUUGAAAAGAUGUGCCGCACCCUAGAAGAUCAGCUUAGCGAGCUUAAAACAAAAGAAGAAGAGCAUCAACGUUCCAUUAAUGACCUGAAUGCUCAAAGAGCUCGUUUGCAGACAGAAUCUGGUGAACUCUCACGACAGGUAGAUGAAAAAGAUGCUUUGAUUUCCCAGCUUUCCAGAGGCAAGCAAGCUUUUACUCAACAAAUUGAAGAACUGAAGAGACAACUUGAGGAAGAGAUAAAGGCCAAGAAUGCACUGGCCCAUGGUUUACAAUCUGCAAGACAUGACUGUGACCUUCUUCGGGAACAAUAUGAAGAAGAACAGGAAGCCAAGGCUGAGCUUCAGCGUGCCCUGUCCAAGGCAAACAGUGAGGUUGCUCAAUGGAGAACUAAAUACGAAACUGAUGCCAUUCAGCGGACUGAGGAACUGGAAGAAGCCAAGAAAAAGCUGGCUCAGCGUCUGCAGGAUGCUGAAGAGCACGUAGAGGCUGUGAAUUCCAAAUGUGCUUCCCUUGAGAAGACAAAGCAAAGGUUACAGAAUGAAGUGGAGGACUUGAUGAUUGAUGUGGAAAGGUCCAAUGCAGCCUGUGCAGCUCUAGAUAAGAAGCAGAAGAACUUUGAUAAGAUUCUGGCAGACUGGAAACAGAAAUAUGAGGAAACACAGUCUGAACUGGAAGCCUCCCAGAAAGAGGCUCGCUCUCUCAGCACAGAGCUCUUUAAGAUGAAGAAUGCUUAUGAGGAAUCCUUGGAUCACUUGGAAACUCUGAAGCGUGAAAACAAGAAUCUCCAGCAGGAGAUUUCUGACCUCACGGAGCAGGUUGCUGAAGGAGGAAAAGCUAUCCAUGAAUUGGAGAAAGUGAAGAAGCAGAUUGAGCAAGAGAAAAAUGAUCUGCAGACUGCUCUAGAGGAAGCUGAGGCCUCACUGGAACACGAAGAAGGCAAAAUCCUCCGCAUCCAACUUGAGCUCAACCAGGUGAAGGCUGACAUUGACAGGAGAAUUGCAGAGAAGGAUGAGGAAAUUGAUCAGCUGAAGAGGAAUCACCUGAGAGUUGUGGAGUCCAUGCAGAGCACACUGGAUGCUGAGAUCAGGAGCAGGAAUGAUGCCCUGCGGCUGAAAAAGAAGAUGGAGGGAGAUCUGAAUGAAAUGGAAAUCCAGCUGAGCCAUGCCAACCGCCAAGCUGCUGAAGCACAGAAGAACCUCAGGAACACCCAAGGAAUACUCAAGGACACCCAGAUACAUCUGGAUGAAGCUAUGAGGAGCCAGGAAGAUCUGAAGGAGCAAGUGGCCAUGGUUGAGCGCAGAGCUAAUCUGAUGCUGGCUGAGAUUGAGGAGCUCCGUGCAGCUCUGGAACAGACAGAGAGGGGCAGGAAAAUAGCAGAACAGGAACUUCUGGAUGCCAGUGAGCGUGUGCAACUCCUCCACACCCAGAACACCAGCUUGAUCAACACCAAAAAGAAGCUGGAAACGGAUAUUGCCCAAAUCCAGAGUGAAAUGGAGGAGACAAUUCAGGAAGCACGCAAUGCAGAAGAGAAGGCCAAGAAGGCCAUAACUGAUGCAGCCAUGAUGGCAGAGGAGUUGAAGAAGGAACAAGAUACCAGUGCACAUCUGGAGAGGAUGAAGAAGAACCUAGACCAGACUGUGAAGGACUUGCAGCACCGUCUUGAUGAAGCAGAGCAGCUGGCACUGAAAGGAGGGAAGAAACAGAUCCAGAAACUGGAGGCCAGAGUUCGUGAGCUGGAAGCUGAGUGUGAGAAUGAACAGAAGCGCAGUGCUGAGGCUAUAAAAGGUGUACGAAAGUAUGAGAGAAGAGUAAAGGAACUGACUUAUCAGGCUGAAGAAGAUCGGAAGAAUGUUCUGAGACUCCAGGAUCUUGUAGAUAAACUACAGCUCAAAGUGAAAGCAUACAAGCGACAAGCUGAGGAAGCUGAGGAACAAUCCAAUGUGAACCUUUCGAAGUUCCGCAAGAUUCAGCAUGAGCUGGAAGAGGCUGAGGAGCGGGCUGACAUUGCUGAGUCCCAGGUUAACAAGCUCCGGGUGAAGACCCGAGAGGUGCACAAGAAAGUUGUUGUAAGCGAAGAAACUGCAGCCAUGUCAUCAGACGCGGAGAUGGCCAUCUUUGGGCCAGCUGCCCCUUUUCUCCGGAAACCAGAAAAGGAGAGAAUUGAGGCCCAGAACAAGCCCUUUGAUGCAAAGAAUUCAGUCUUUGUGUCAGAUCCUAAGGAGUCUUAUGUGAAGGCCACUGUCACAGCCAGGGAAGGAGGGAAGGUCACAGCCAAGACUGAAAAAGGAGAAUCUGUGACUGUGAAAGAAGACCAAGUCUUUUCUAUGAAUCCUCCCAAAUAUGACAAAAUUGAGGACAUGGCCAUGAUGACCCACCUCCAUGAACCUGCUGUCCUGUAUAACCUCAAAGAGCGUUAUGCAGCCUGGAUGAUUUAUACUUAUUCAGGUCUCUUCUGUGUCACUGUCAAUCCAUACAAAUGGCUGCCAGUGUACAACCCAGAAGUGGUAAAUGCCUACAGAGGCAAAAAGCGUCAAGAGGCCCCUCCUCACAUCUUCUCCAUCUCUGACAAUGCCUAUCAGUUCAUGUUAACUGAUCGUGAGAAUCAGUCUAUUCUGAUCACUGGAGAAUCUGGUGCUGGAAAGACUGUGAACACGAAACGUGUCAUCCAGUACUUUGCAACAAUUGCAGCCACAGGUGAGAAGAAAAAGGAGGAGGUCACAGCAGGCAAAAUAAAGGUAAGCUUUGUGUCACAAAAGGAUGAAAUGUGGUUUUGAUGCAGUCUCUAUAUAAUUAAUCUUACAAUAAUACAUACAUUGCAGGGUACCCUUGAAGAUCAAAUCAUCAGUGCCAACCCCUUGCUGGAGGCUUUUGGAAAUGCAAAGACUGUGAGGAAUGACAACUCCUCACGUUUCGGUAAAUUCAUCAGAAUCCAUUUUGGUGCCACAGGCAAACUGGCUUCUGCUGACAUUGAAACAUAUUUGCUAGAGAAGUCCAGAGUUACUUUCCAGCUGAAAGCUGAAAGAAGCUACCACAUCUUUUAUCAGAUCAUGUCCAACAAGAAGCCAGAACUGAUUGAGAUGUUGCUGAUUACUACCAACCCAUACGACUCACUUGUGAGUCAGGGUGAGAUCACUGUUGCCAGCAUCAAUGAUCAAGAAGAGUUGAUGGCAACUGAUGAAGCCAUUGACAUCCUGGGUUUCACUGCUGAGGAAAAGACAGCCAUUUACAAGCUAACUGGAGCUGUAAUGCACUAUGGGAACAUGAAGUUCAAGCAGAAGCAACGUGAGGAGCAGGCUGAGCCAGAUGGCACUGAAGUGGCUGACAAGGCUGCCUACCUCAUGAACCUCAAUUCAGCAGAUCUGCUGAAAGCUUUGUGCUACCCCCGAGUCAAGGUCGGCAAUGAAUAUGUCACCAAAGGCCAAACUGUUCAGCAGGUGUAUAAUAAUGUUGGAGCUUUGGCUAAAGCUGUCUUUGAGAAGAUGUUCUUGUGGAUGGUUGUUCGUAUUAACCAGCAACUGGAUACUAAACAGCCAAGGCAAUACUUCAUUGGUGUGCUGGACAUUGCUGGCUUUGAGAUCUUUGAUUACAACAGCCUGGAGCAGCUGUGCAUCAACUUCACUAAUGAGAAACUGCAACAGUUUUUCAACCAUCACAUGUUUGUGCUGGAGCAAGAGGAGUACAAGAAAGAAGGAAUUGAAUGGGAGUUCAUUGACUUUGGAAUGGACCUGGCUGCCUGCAUUGAACUCAUUGAGAAGCCAAUGGGCAUUUUCUCCAUCCUAGAAGAAGAGUGCAUGUUCCCCAAGGCAACAGACACAUCUUUUAAGAACAAGCUCUAUGAACAGCAUCUUGGCAAAUGCAAGAACUUUGAAAAGCCCAAACCUGGCAAAGGGAAGGCUGAGGCUCACUUCGCCCUGGUCCAUUAUGCCGGCACUGUGGACUACAACAUCAGUGGAUGGCUGGACAAGAACAAGGACCCCCUGAAUGAAAGUGUAAUUCAGCUCUACCAGAAAUCAUCUAUGAAGACACUGGCUUUGCUAUUUGCUGACCGCCCUCCAGAAGAGGGAAAGAAGGCUGCAAAGAAGAAGGGUUCCUCAUUCCAGACUGUCUCCGCUCUUUUCAGGGAGAACUUAAACAAACUGAUGAGCAACCUGAAGAGUACUCAUCCACACUUUGUGCGUUGCCUAAUCCCCAAUGAAACUAAAACCCCUGGUGCCAUGGAACAUGAACUUGUAUUGCACCAACUGAGAUGUAAUGGUGUGCUGGAGGGCAUCAGAAUUUGCAGGAAGGGAUUCCCCAGCAGGAUUAUUUAUGGUGACUUCAAACAGAGAUAUAGAGUUUUAAAUGCAAGUGCCAUCCCCGAGGGACAGUUCAUGGAUAGCAAGAAGGCUUCUGAGAAACUUCUUGGAUCUAUUGAUGUUGACCACACCCAAUAUAAAUUUGGCCACACAAAGGUCUUCUUCAAAGCUGGCCUUUUGGGUCUUCUGGAGGAGAUGAGAGAUGACAAAUUGGCACAGCUGAUUACACGUACACAGGCUAUGUGUCGUGGCUACUUAGCAAGGGUGGAGUUCCAAAAAAUGAUGGAAAGGAGAGAAUCCAUCUUUACUAUUCAAUACAAUGUCCGUUCAUUUAUGAAUGUGAAGACUUGGUCUUGGAUGAAGUUGUACUUCAAGAUCAAGCCUUUGCUGAAGAGUGCUGAAUCAGAGAAGGAGAUGGCCAACAUGAAGGAAGAGUUUGAGAAAACUAAAGAAAGUCUUGCUAAAGCAGAUGCCAAAGUGAAGGAACUGGAAGAAAAAAUGGUUUCUCUGAUGCAAGAGAAGAAUGACUUGCAACUCCAAGUCCAAUCUGAAGCUGAUGGCUUGGCAGAUGCUGAGGAGAGAUGUGACCAGCUGAUCAAAACCAAAAUUCAGCUGGAAGCUAAAAUUAAGGAGCUGACUGAACGGGCAGAGGAUGAAGAGGAAAUGAAUGCUGAGCUGACAGCCAAAAAGAGGAAACUGGAAGAUGAAUGCUCAGAGCUGAAGAAAGACAUUGAUGAUCUGGAGUUAACACUGGCCAAGGUGGAAAAGGAGAAGCAUGCCACAGAAAACAAGGUGAAAAAUCUCACUGAAGAGAUGGCAGUCUUGGAUGAGAACAUUGCCAAACUGACCAAGGAAAAGAAAGCCCUCCAAGAGGCCCAUCAACAGACCUUGGAUGACCUGCAGGCAGAGGAGGACAAAGUCAAUACUCUGACCAAAGCAAAGACCAAGCUGGAGCAGCAAGUGGACGAUCUUGAAGGGUCCCUGGAGCAAGAAAAGAAACUUCGCAUGGACCUGGAAAGAUCCAAGAGGAAACUUGAAGGUGAUCUGAAGCUGGCCCAGGAAUCCACAAUGGAUUUGGAGAAUGAUAAGCAGCAGCUGGAUGAAAAGCUUAAGAAGAAAGACUUUGAAAUCAGCCAGUUCCAAAGCAAAAUUGAAGAUGAGCAGGCCUUGGGCUCCCAGCUUCAAAAGAAGAUAAAGGAGUUACAGGCUCGUAUUGAGGAACUGGAGGAGGAGAUUGAGGCUGAGCGUGCAUCUCGGGCCAAAGCAGAGAAGCAGCGGGCUGAUCUCUCCAGAGAACUUGAAGAGAUCAGUGAGCGUCUGGAGGAAGCUGGUGGGGCAACCGCAGCUCAGAUUGAGAUGAACAAGAAACGUGAGGCAGAAUUCCAGAAAAUGCGCAGGGACCUUGAAGAAGCCACUCUGCAACAUGAAGCCACUGCAUCUGCUCUCCGCAAGAAGCAUGCAGACAGUGCAGCUGAACUUGGGGAACAAAUUGAUAACCUGCAACGUGUGAAACAGAAGCUGGAGAAGGAGAAGAGUGAGCUGAAGAUGGAGAUUGAUGACCUUGCCAGUAAUAUGGAGUCAGUUUCCAAAGCAAAGGCAAAUCUUGAAAAGAUAAGCCGCACUUUAGAAGACCAGCUUAGUGAACUUAAAGCAAAGGAGGAACAGAACCAACGCACUAUUAAUGACCUGACUGCUCAAAGAGCUCGUCUGCAGACAGAAACUGGUGAAUACUCACGCCAAGUUGAAGAAAAAGAUUCACUGAUUUCUCAGCUCACAAGAGGCAAGCAAGCCUUUACCCAACAGAUUGAGGAACUAAAGAGGCAGCUUGAGGAAGAGAUAAAGGCCAAGAAUGCACUUGCCCAUGGUUUGCAAUCUGCCCGUCAUGACUGUGACUUGCUCCGGGAGCAGUUUGAAGAGGAGCAGGAAGCCAAGGCUGAGCUGCAACGUGCCAUGUCUAAGGCCAAUAGUGAAGUUGCUCAGUGGAGAACCAAGUAUGAAACAGAUGCCAUUCAACGCACAGAAGAGUUAGAGGAAGCCAAGAAAAAGCUGGCUCAGCGUCUUCAGGAUGCUGAAGAACACGUAGAGGCUGUGAAUUCCAAAUGUGCUUCCCUUGAGAAGACAAAGCAAAGGCUACAGAAUGAAGUGGAGGACUUGAUGAUUGAUGUGGAAAGGUCCAAUGCAGCCUGUGCAGCUCUAGAUAAGAAGCAGAAGAACUUUGAUAAGAUUCUGGCAGACUGGAAACAGAAAUAUGAGGAAACACAGUCUGAACUGGAAGCUUCCCAGAAAGAGUCUCGCUCUCUCAGCACAGAGCUCUUUAAGAUGAAGAAUGCUUAUGAGGAAUCUUUGGAUCACUUGGAAACUCUGAAACGUGAAAAUAAGAAUCUCCAACAGGAGAUAUCUGACCUCACGGAACAGAUUGCUGAGGGAGGAAAGGCCAUCCAUGAAUUAGAGAAAGUGAAGAAGCAGAUUGAGCAAGAGAAAUCUGAACUGCAGGCUUCUCUAGAGGAAGCUGAGGCCUCACUGGAACACGAAGAAGGCAAAAUCCUGCGCAUCCAACUUGAGCUCAACCAGGUGAAGGCUGACAUUGACAGGAGAAUUGCAGAGAAGGAUGAGGAAAUUGAUCAGCUGAAGAGGAAUCACCUGAGAGUUGUGGAGUCCAUGCAGAGCACGCUGGAUGCUGAGAUCAGGAGCAGGAAUGAUGCCCUGAGAAUAAAGAAGAAGAUGGAGGGAGAUCUGAAUGAAAUGGAAAUCCAGCUGAGCCAUGCCAACCGCCAAGCUGCUGAGGCAUUAAAGAACCUCAGGAACACCCAAGGAAUACUCAAGGACACCCAGAUACAUUUGGAUGAAGCUAUGAGGAGCCAGGAAGAUCUGAAGGAGCAAGUGGCCAUGGUUGAGCGCAGAGCUAAUCUGAUGCAGGCCGAGAUUGAGGAGCUCCGUGCAGCUCUGGAACAGACAGAGAGGGGCAGGAAAAUUGCAGAACAGGAACUUCUGGAUGCCAGUGAGCGUGUGCAACUUCUUCACACCCAGAAUACCAGCUUGAUCAACACCAAGAAGAAGCUGGAAACAGACAUCUCACAAAUCCAGAGUGAAGUGGAGGAGACUAUUCAGGAAGCACGCAAUGCAGAAGAGAAAGCCAAGAAAGCCAUCACUGAUGCAGCCAUGAUGGCUGAGGAACUCAAGAAGGAACAAGACACCAGUGCCCACUUGGAGAGGAUGAAGAAGAACCUGGACCAGACAGUGAAGGACUUGCAGCAUCGUCUUGAUGAGGCAGAACAGCUGGCAAUGAAGGGUGGCAAGAAGCAGCUCCAGAAACUGGAGCACAGAGUACGUGAGCUGGAAGCUGAAGUUGAGAAUGAGCAGAAACGCAGUGCCGAUGCUAUCAAGGGUGUGCGCAAAUAUGAGAGACGUGUAAAGGAACUAACCUACCAGUCUGAGGAAGACCGAAAGAAUGUUCUUAGACUCCAGGACCUGGUUGACAAGUUGCAGAUGAAAGUGAAAGCAUACAAGAGACAAUCUGAAGAAGCUGAGGAACAAUCCAAUGUGAACCUGUCUAAAUUCCGCAAGAUUCAGCAUGAGCUGGAAGAGGCUGAGGAGCGGGCUGACAUUGCUGAGUCCCAGGUUAACAAGCUCCGGGUGAAGACCCGAGAGGUGCACAAGAAAGUUGUUGUAAGCGAAGAAUAA